Xiphophorus hellerii (green swordtail) is the source of this 3685-nucleotide messenger RNA. It is a transcript of the gene nyx, whose product is annotated as nyctalopin. The transcript is spliced from 4 exons. NCBI's taxonomy places the organism in Eukaryota, Metazoa, Chordata, Actinopteri, Cyprinodontiformes, Poeciliidae. The record is from RefSeq and is a predicted model, not a curated record. Bases 1 to 1518 code for a protein of 505 amino acids. Gene Ontology annotation, molecular function: protein binding. Gene Ontology annotation, cellular component: plasma membrane.
AUGCGCGGCAACGUCGACCUCAUGCUGGUGGGGAACCAGAGCGACCGCCGCCGCCUCGGGGCCGAGCCCACCGACGAGGCUCCAGCCUUUGCGGAGAAGAACAUCUCCGUGCUGUGCCUGCUGCCCCAGUCGGCGUUGGCGCGGUGGGCGUGCGUCCGGGCCUGCCCGCCGUCCUGCUCCUGCACGCAGGAGAAGAGCUGCAGCGUGCUGUGCGACCGCGCCGGCCUGGCCGAGCUGCCCAGAGAGUUCCCCUGUGAGGCGUCCGCCAUCAACCUGGAGAAGAACCGGCUCAAGUUCCUGUCGGAGCGGGCCUUCGGGACCCUGCCCUCGCUCAAGUCUCUGUCUCUGGACCACAACAACAUCUCCUUCAUCACCCCGGGAGCUUUCAAGGGCCUCUCGAACCUGCUGGAGCUGAAAAUGGCCCACAACGAGUACAUCAGCUACCUGCACACCCGGACGUUCACAGGGCUGAAGAAGCUGCAGCGGCUGGACCUGUCCGACUGCAACCUCUUCAGCAUCCCUGACCGCGUCUUCAUCGAGCAGACCGCCAUGACGGAGCUGCUGUGCUUCCAGAACAACUUCCGCAGGAUCCCAGGGGCCAUCCGGGGCAUGGAGAACCUGACGCACAUCUACCUGGAGAGGAACAAGAUCGAGGCGGUGGCCUACAACUCGCUGCUGGGCCUGGGGAGCCUCAGGUACCUGAACCUCCAGGAGAACCGGAUCAAUGUGAUCCAUGACAACGCCUUCCAGGACCUGGUGCGGCUGGAGAACUUCUACCUCAACGACAACCUGCUGUCCGACCUGCCCCGGCUCGCCUUCAAGGGGCUCAGCCGCCUCAAGAUGCUCAACCUCGGGGGCAACCAGCUGAUCAACGUGUCCAAGACGUGGUUCGGUGACUUGGCGGAGCUGGAGGUCCUGUACCUGGACCGGAACCAGCUGCUGAGCUUCGAGGAGGGCGCCUUCGAGAACCUGACCAGCCUGAUCACACUCCACCUGAACAGCAACAACCUGACCACGCUGCCCCUCAGCGUUUUCCAGCCCGUCUACUUCCUGGGCCACCUGUACCUCUUCAAGAACCCCUGGGAGUGCGACUGCGCCCUGAACUGGCUCAAGCAGUGGAUGGAGAGCUACAAGCUGGUGCGGGACAUCCCGUGCGCCUCGCCGUCCUCCGUGGCGGGCCUGGACCUCAGCCAGGUGGUGUUCCCCACGGCGAACGGCACGUGCGUCGACCCCGCCGAGCUCAACCUGACCACGGCGUCCUCAGAGGUGCAGACCACCACGGAGAACCGCUUCAACAGCCUCAUCUCCAAGCUGCUGCAGCAGGAGCUCAGGGAGGAGAUGGGGAACGGGACCGAGGUCGCGCGCAACGCGACGCUGCCGGAGGAGGGCCAGCUGUCAGCGGGCGUUGGAGGCCGAGGGACGCAGGCGGUUCAAUCGCUGCUUUGCUUCAUGGUGACGUGGCUCUUCUGUGGUUUAUUCCACCUGCCACAUGCUAGUCUCUGUCUUCGCUGUACAUGAAGAAGAGGACGCUAGCGUCAAGAGUUUUAAUAUCGCUUCUGAGCUAAAAUGUGCUUUUAUUUCUCCCAGGAGGUCUGAAGGCUUGUUGCCCUUUGUAGGAGCCUCUGAGUCGGCUUUUGGAUGUUCCUCUCACCCAGGAACAUGUAGCACAUGGAAUACGAUACAGCAAGCACCGUUUCUAUUGGAGCUAAAAUCCUUGUGCUCAAUAUAUCCUGGACUUCAUGUUUUAUGGGGUAGUUUCAAAAAGUAUUCACCCCUGAUAGAGUUUUUCUCUUAUUGUAUACCUGUCACAUGCAGCCCUCCCUGAUGCCCGACGCGCAGGAAAAGACAGGCAGUUGUCAUGGUAGCGAUUAUGGUGUUCCGUCAGACCGUCAGUUCCAGAAAUCACAAAAUAAAGCUAUUGUGAAAACGGACACAAAGACACUACCACCUCUUUUAGGACGGCAGGAGGAUUAAAUGUUGGAGAUAAAAGCUAAACUGAGUAAAAACAAAAUGUUUUAAUAAAAGAGAAAAAAUAUCUUCAGGCUUCAUGUGAAUAAGUAAUUGCCUCAUAAGCAAUAAGGAGGCAUUUAUUGAUGAUGGCAAUGUCACCAAGUGUUUGCAAUACCUGGCAAAAUUAGAGUAAUUCAGCCAGAUUCUAGAGCUUUCGACCAAUAACAGCUUAUUUAAGGGGGCAGUACUAUGCAAUUUCCAGGCAUAUUGUGCUAUUUUAUAGAACUAUCAAGUAACUAUGUUACCUUUAGUCGUUAUUUUAUCACAUAUAACUUAUAAGAAAUCUUUCCUCCUAAUUUAGAGACUUGAAAUUGGGUCUGUCGCUUGAAAAACUCCUCCUCUCCCUGAAACUCUACCGCUAAUCAGCACAACAUGGCUCCUCUAUUAACCCUUUAUUAUUAUUUAUUGACAUUUUUACCAGUGAUACACUGAGUAGUAGCUCCUGUAAUGAGUUGAGCAGAUAUGCAAUUCCACCAGGUGUUUGCUAAUUGCUGCUGGCUAGUCUGAAGGAGUUGAGUGGGGGAGUCACUGGGGCGGGCUGCUCUGGGAGGCAGAAGCUCGGAAACUUAGAAACUGCAGCUCAGAGGAGGAGACUUGGCCUUGAAGGCGGAGCUAGGUCCACUCAGGCAUUUUGCACAGCUGAAUAGUUGCCAUGGAGAUUAAAGGAUUCCUCAAACAUGCAUGGAAAGCAUCAAAGCAACACUCCAGGUGUGUUUUUAACGAGGGAAUAAUAUAACACGAUGAAAAAAAGUUGAUUUUACAUAAUAAACUUUAAGGUUCUCCCAACAGAAUAUAGGUCCAAGCUUUGCCUAGACCCCUCCAAAAUGUUCCUGUUGCACAACCAGACGUUGUGCAACUUACUGACCUUUGUACUUAAGGUCAGUAAGUUGAUUUGCAGACAGUGUUCUCCAGGACCGUCCAGCCACAGACCAUCACACCACCUCCCCCGUGUUUGACUAUGCAUGAUGUUCUCUUUCUGAAAUGCCGGGUUAGGAGCAGGACACGCCACCCAGAAGCCUCUGGGACGAUCGAGGAGUUCAUCAUUUAAGAAAUUAUUUUAAAACUAACUUUAAAAAAAAAAACCUUACACAUUACAAUGUAAAUGUGAGUAGUUUAAAUAUAUAAGGGGAGAAAUACUUCUACACAGCACCGUCUAUACUUUUCCACGAAAGAAAUUUUUUUGCAGACGGAUAAAACCAAACCUACCUGUUAACAGGCACUUCUCUCUUGCAUAAGGCUCAGUUGGAAUUAAAGUGAUGCAAUAGUCUAUAACGAGUGCUUUCUGUUUUUUUUUCUUCUUUUUGUAUCUUCAUUGACAUCUGUGUGUAACAUUAAAGGAGAUAAGCGCUCCCGUCGUUAUCUCCUGGACAGAUGUCCUCUUUGCUCAUUCCUCUGCGCUCUGCCGCCGCAGCCUCUCCAUAAACGCAUUAAUCUUCUACUGUACGCUACGGCGGCCAGGAGGGACAUUCUCACUGCUUCUGCCUCCUGGGAUUAACUCUUUCCGAGUCUGGUGGGUUCAAGUCACAAUUGCCUGAAUGCGGAGUCGGAAAGACUGUCAUUAUUUUUGAUUAUGAAUCUUUAACAGCAUAACGCAGUGUUUGUUUUAUACACGGUGUUGUGUAUUUUCUAAUGCUUAAGGAUGUCAUUGUUUAACAUGAGCCACUGCUUUUCUCUC